This is a messenger RNA of Lingula anatina, 747 nucleotides long. RefSeq names its product anionic trypsin-2. Gene Ontology annotation, biological process: proteolysis. The record is from RefSeq and is a predicted model, not a curated record. NCBI's taxonomy places the organism in Eukaryota, Metazoa, Brachiopoda, Lingulata, Lingulida, Lingulidae. Gene Ontology annotation, molecular function: serine-type endopeptidase activity.
AUGGGAGAUCCCUGUGGCAAGCAGUCUGGCGGGCUCAUACCAACUACGGAUGGCCGGUUCAUUUUUAACGGUAACUCAUGGGAAUAUAACCACCAUUUUCCAUAUAAAGAAAACCAACUGCACGGCCGGCUAUGGUUUAAAGAUAACAAAUGGUGGCAGGAAAAACCAGGUUCCACAGAUGACAAGGGCCUUAAAGAGUUUCUAUCCAAAUUCCCCCCUACAGAACCUUCAUCCCACCAAUGCGGCGUUCAGAGUCUCCCCACGCCCGGAUUCAGAGACAGUAGAAAGAGGAUCAUCGGUGGUAAACCUGCAGAGCCAGGGAACUGGCCUUGGGUGGCACAAAUAGCUUAUGGUCGCCCCCCUAUACUGGGUCAUUUGUGUGGAGGAGUACUUAUUGCCCCACAGUUUAUGCUCACUGCGGCUCACUGUGCUACGUUUUUCGGUGAAAGACUAGACCAGUGGCAGAUCACGCUUGGAGAGUCAGACCUGCUACUGGAGGAGGGUUCUGAGCAAGUUUAUACUGUAGCUACGUGGGAAAACCAUCCAGAUUUUGAUCCAGCAACUCUGAACAAUGAUGUGACGUUGGUGAAACUUGACCGACCUGUGGCUGGGAGUAAAUACGUCAGCCCUAUCUGUUUGCCUACCUUCCGAGAAGAUGGCGGAACCAAAUGCAUUGUCGCUGGUUGGGGCUUUUCUAAACGUAUGUACAGGGUAAAUCUCACGACGGGUGUUGCUGACGAAAAUUAA